UUCCCAGAAGCCUCAGCUACCUGGGCCAACUGUCAGGAAUUCUGGGAGUUGAAGUUCAAAAAGGAGAACUGUAGUCUUUCAAAAAUAUAUAAGUGGGGAGUUUUGAUUUCCGGCAGACUUGUUAAUGUCAGAGAUGGGAAGCAGAGGAGAAGAGGAAUCCUGGUGACCCAAAGAGCCCUUGGAUGUCUUCAGCAUCUGGAUGCAGCAAUGGUGGUAGAGGUGUGCAGUUUCUUUGGGGUCUAUCUCCUCUACUGCACCAAUCCACGAUAUCAUGGACGCAUCUACAUUGGCUUCACAGUCAAUCCUGAGCGGCGUAUCAUUCAGCACAAUGCUGGGAAACGCCGAGGCGGAGCCUGGAAGACAAGCGGCCGUGGACCUUGGGAUAUGGUGCUGAUUGUCCAUGGUUUUCCUUCAGAUGUAGCAGCCCUCCGGUUCGAGUGGGCCUGGCAGCACCCGCACUCCUCCCGCCGCCUCAACCACGUUACCCGCCGCACCUCCCGGGAGCGUCAAUUUGACUUCCACCUGCGUGUUUUGGCCCACAUGCUCCGCACUGCUCCCUGGUGCCGCCUGCCCCUCACCAUCCGUUGGCUCAAGCAGGAAUACACCCGAGACUUCCCUCCGGAUUUGGAGCCUCCGCUGCACAUGCCGGUGGCCUAUGGGCCAGUGAGAGCUGUCAAGGAGACCAAGGGAGCAAAGGCAGCACCUUCAGAGGGACAGGGAGUGACUCUGAAACGUUGUAGUGUCUGUCUGAAAAGGUUCCAGGAAGGAGAUGAUGACAUCCUCCUGCACUGUUUUCGCCCAGGCUGCACCAUGGUUGCACAUAUCAUGUGCCUGGCUAAUUUUUUCCUGGAGAAAGAACCAGAUCACAUCCUGCCUAUAGAAGGCCAGUGCCCAGGUUGCAAGAAUCUUGUGCUUUGGGGAGAUCUGAUCCGUCAUCAUAAAGGUUGUUACGGUGACCUAGAGGCUGAUCCCACAUCYUCUCAAGAACACUGGGCUAAUGAACUGCAACUGUGAGGUGCCCUUUUAAAAGGUGAUCAAGGUUCCUCUUCCUCCAGAUGAAUACCCAGGAAUGCUAGGAUGUAGUGUGGACCACCUCCUUUGACUCUUUUGCAUGUGGAGUAUUCUUCUACUUCCCUUUUCCCGGCUGGAUCUGGGACUUUCAAAGCUCCAGCCCCAGAAUCAUGCAUCCAAUGAACUACCGUACCGUGCAAUAAUGAAAUAAUGGACCAAGAAUUGGGCAUAUCUAUGAAAUUAGUAUGGUAUUCGUGGGACAGGAUUCUUAGCCUCUGAGAAGAACAAAGAGUAAGCGCUGACUGGAUGAAGAAAAUGUAAAAUUGGGUUCCCCAACACAUUUGGACUGCAAAUCCCAUAAUUUCUAACUUGAACGUGCUCAUCGUGGCUUCUGCAGCUGUAGUACAAGAUCUUUGGAAGGUGCCAAGUUCCCUUCAAUUGAACUAGAUUAUUGAACAUUUUCUCCAGCCUCUAUGCCAUAAUUUCCUGGCAACUAGUGCAUUGAACUGGCAUUCCAGUGUAUCAGAUCACUGACAUUAUAGCUUGCCUAUGACUACCAAGAGAAAUCUGCUAUGAAGUAGGAAUAGAGAUGUGAAAUUAGUGAGCAACUGAACAAGAGCCAGUUCGUUCUGUGGAGGCACCCCCAUGGAUAGCACUUCCUCCAGCAAUACAUGUUUUCCUUUCAAAGUGGUGACAGGAAGUGACAUAACAUCACUGACUACCUAAGACCGUGUUAGAAGGGAGUUUACAGAAAAAAAUGCUUAAUUUUUUGGUACAGUUUAACACUCACACUUCACUGUGGGAACAAUAUGUAAAAGCCCCUAGAUUUGCAAAGGCUCAGAUCUAUAUCACAUUCUUUCAAAACAAGAGGUAGAUUCUGCUAUACUAAACUGAAUCUUCCCUUUUGCCUUAAUUUAAAUACAAAUCCAUCUGCACCAGGGAUGGGAAUCACAUGUUGUUUUCCAGGUUCCCAUCAUUCCUCACCAUCAACUCAUUAGGGCUUUAGAAGUCUAAUAUUAUCAGAACACUUCCAUGACUGGUUACAUCCACAGAAUAAACCUGCGUGGCUAAUAAUCCUGUGUUUCCAGCUAUAUGCCCUUUUGCUAAGACUACAAGGUGCAUACAAAAGCAAUAAGCAUCCUGCUUAAGAAACAACUGUUGGCAGGUUUUAUUAAACCAAUGUUUGGACUUGUGGGCGUUUGAUAAACAGGUUCAGUCAAACCUUUCAGACAAAGUCUAGGAAACAGCAAAAUAUAUUAUUGUAUUGCUUUUUAAAAGGAAUGAAGUGUUUAACAGUCAUGUCGGUUUGGCCUCAUUUAAUUAAAACAGCAAGGUCAUACUGCAGUUCUGUGUGAUCAAUGCACUGCAACUUCCCUUGGACUCUGAAGUCCUCCUUAGCAACAGUAGUCCCUGAAGACGAGCCAGGUGUGUCUCUCUCUUUUUUAUUCAGUCUGCUUUCCUUGCAGCUUGGUUUGUCAAAUCUUCAGUCACUGUGUCCUUUUGUCUUUAACAACAGCUUGAUAUGCAAAGAUGAACAGGUGACAAUUUUGUGUCAAUGCUGUGAAACCUGUUGAUUGUUGUAUACAUUGAUAUUCAAGGAAUACUAGCACACCAGGACAGUAUUUCUUUAGAUCACAUGUCAGUUUUCUCUCUAGAUCAAUACCUGGCAUUUGUUUUAACUUGGAUUUAGGCUGCACCUCUUUCCCAGUGGGUCACAUCCUUUGGUCAGG
Anolis sagrei ordinatus is the source of this 2741-nucleotide messenger RNA. It is a transcript of the gene SLX1A, whose product is annotated as SLX1 homolog A, structure-specific endonuclease subunit. Lineage: Eukaryota; Metazoa; Chordata; Lepidosauria; Squamata; Anolidae. The record is from RefSeq and is a predicted model, not a curated record. Gene Ontology annotation, biological process: double-strand break repair via homologous recombination. Gene Ontology annotation, cellular component: Slx1-Slx4 complex. Gene Ontology annotation, molecular function: crossover junction DNA endonuclease activity; 5'-flap endonuclease activity.